Molecule: messenger RNA, 5155 nt
Organism: Sturnus vulgaris (Common starling)
Lineage: Eukaryota; Metazoa; Chordata; Aves; Passeriformes; Sturnidae
Gene: USPL1
Product: ubiquitin specific peptidase like 1
Biological process (GO): protein desumoylation; Cajal body organization
Cellular component (GO): Cajal body
Molecular function (GO): SUMO binding
Source: RefSeq, a predicted model, not a curated record
AGUUUCAAGUCAGCAGGAGCAGGAUUGGGUCCCUGUAGUUCUUAAUUUAAAGUUUUGAGUUCACAGUCUGCACUAGAACAAAAGAAAAAAGUAUUUUCAGUUUAGGAAAUACUCUUCUGAAUUAAUUUCCACAAAUUAUGGAAGCUGCAUUGUUGUUGGUAUUUUUUUCCCAGACUUCAGUCUAAUUAUUCUUUAAUUGUUUUAUUCACUUCUUAUUUUUCAGGAGUCUUUGAAAAAUCCUUAGUGGUCAUGACAUUGUUACAAGUGACAUAAAUUAGCCAGUGGCUCAGAAUGAUGGAUACCCAGAAGACUACAAAUGGUUUGCAAGUGAUUGGAGAAGGGACUGGUAUAGGGAAAUCGACACUCCACAUGGUGGGGUAUUUGGGAAAAAACUGUAAUCCUGUGGAAACAGCUGCACAUGAGUAUUGUCCGGUCUGCAAAGAGAAGGGUUGGAUCCAAGGUUUACGGAGUUACCGCCUUAAUUUUCAAGAGUCCAUUUUCCUUUGUGAAAAUCCUCAGUGUAUCUACCCACUUGGUUAUAAACCAUUAAACAGCAUAAUUACUUCUGCUGGUUCAGAAAAUCAUCAAGUUCCAUCUACUCACAAGAAAAGGAAAUUGGGUGAUACCAGUGACUUUUCUGCUGUUGAAUCAGAUCCAAAAAAAGCAAGAACUAACAGUGUGCUCAACGUUGAGCACACCAUUAAUGCACACUCCGUUGUGAAAGGCUACCAGAAUAGUUUGUGUAUUCCCAAGGCAAGCCUACAUCAUGUAUUACAAAAUGACCAGCAAAACCCUGGCAGCCAGGUGGAAUCCUGCAUGCAGAAGGUGGAUUUUGAAACAACCACCAAGACCAACAACGACCAAAAAAGUCCACCAAAGACUUCUAGUCUCAAAACACAGCUGUUGCCAAAUUCAGAGGUUUUAUCAACAGCAUCUGAAAUUUCACUCAAAGGGGAUAAAGGUUCCACUAAUAACAGAGAUUUGUGUCUUCAGUGGAGAAACAUACAUAAUCUUUGUUGGUUAGACUGUAUUUUGUCAGCACUGGUACACUUAGAAACAUUAAAAUCUGCUCUAGCAGAAGAAGAUAACAAUGGAAAAUGUUUAUUCCAGAAACUCUUAACAAAGUAUAAUCAAACAUCUAUUCUUCUGAAUACCUGUAAAAGGAGUAAAGUAAAAGAUGUUCUUCCAAAAGCAGAAUCUCAGCUCAAUGAAAUCAGAAACGUUAUAUUUACAGAACUUCAGCCUCAGCUGAGGUGUGAAUUGGGUGGUAUGAAGAAUCCGGUGUUUGCACUUCAGCAACUCUUACAAGUGGAUCAACAAGCUGAGAAACUAUUCUUACAUUCCUUUUCAUGGAAGUUUGAAUGUAUACAUUGUGGCCACAAAUACCAGGACCGAUUGAAAAGAACCCUAACAACAUUUACAAAUGUAAUCCCUGAUUGGCAUCCACUUAACGCUGUUCAUAUUGGAUCAUGUAGUAACUGUGGUGAUACAUCUCAAAGAAGACAGAUGAUCCUGGAAAAAGUAUCCUCAAUAUUAGUGUUACAUUUUGUGGAAGGCUUGCCACAUAACAACCUGGAGAAAUAUUCAUUUCAAUUUGAGGAUGACACCUACCAAGUAACAUCUGUUGUUCAGUACCAAACAGAUAAGAAGCACUUCAUAAGCUGGUCUUUGAAUCCUGAUGGAACUUGGCUUGAAUGUGAUGAUUUAAAGGGUCCGUAUUGCAAGAGACGUAAAAGAUUUGAAGUUCCUCCUUCAGAGAUUCAUAUUGUUAUCUGGGAAAAGAAAGCAUCUCAUGUGCCAGAAGAACUGAAUUCACAGUUCCAAAGUAAAAAUAGUGAAGAGUUUGCUCUUAAAAAUGUACAUUCAGAUUCCACAGCGUUGCACUGUGGUUUUGAUAACACUGUCUGCAAAACACCUGGAGAACACCACAAAGAGGAUUCUGUGAGGACUUCAGAGAAGAAACAGCAGCAAGUAGCUGAGGACAAAAGUAUUGUUCAACAUGGUUUAGAAAAUCUGGCAGAUGGUGAUCUUGUAACACUGAUGCUUGAAGAAGUUCCAGUUGACUUGGAAGAUAAAUUGCUGCCUAAUGGACGGAUGGAGGGAAAUAACCUUCUUGAUGGAUGGGGAGCACCACAACAGCAGGAACCAGCUUUUUCACUUGGCACUCCAUAUACAGGAGAGUUUGCUGGAACUAGUCUAGCUAUGAACAAUAAAUCCAUGUUAUAUGAAAAUUCUGGUAUUUGCUUACCUCUAGAAGAGUUGAACCCAGUAAAUAUUACUCCUCCUGUGCCCAAAAAACAUGUCCCUGAUUCAUCUGACUCAUUGUCUUCUCAAUUAAAUGACAGAACUAAUUUAGCUAACAGAGAACGUGGAUUAAAUUCAGAACUACUGCUAAACAAGAAGUUGUUAGCAGUAGAAAAUACUACACAAAUACUACCUGACUUGAAAAAUGCAAGCAAAACUGUAGUUAAUUCUCAAGCUGCUAGUUCUUCUGGUGCCAGUAAUUCAGUUCAGCCCUCACACAAAUACCAAAAAGGAGGAUUUAUAGGAAGCUGGGUAAAGAAAUUAUUAAGCAAGAAUACUUUUAUGCCUUCAAGUGCCUCAGCUCUCGAGAAUGAGAGAAGUUGCAAAACUCCCUCAGUGCAAAAGAUAAGUGAAGUUCGGCUGCCAAGUAAGGGCGCAAGUAACUUUGGUGGAUUUCAAUGCAGAGGUACAAACAAAACAACUAAGACCCCAAAGUUACUGGCUCCUCAGAGUAAUAAUGCUCAUCCUUCAUCAAAUUUCAAAGGAUCGUCUCAAAGCACUUGUCUUCCAACAGCAAAUCAUACCACUGUUGUAGGUCCAACUUGGAAUGAGUCAGCAAGUACGUUGGGUACCUCAGGUAAAGUGACUCACUUACCUUCACCUGGCUAUAACUCGGGUAAGGCAGAAGAGUCAGACAGUGACAAAACAAAAAAACUUCGCCUGAAAUUGUUAAAAAAGCUUAAUGCUAAAAAGAAGAAGUUGGCUUCACUGGAUAGAUUAGCAGUGGAGCAGAUGAAACAGGAAAAGCUUGUGAGUGGAGACGUAAGCACCCCAUCACAGACUGAAUCUAAAAAUGACAGUGAAUUAUUGCAGAGCUUUUUAAGGGAGCUGCAGUAUCAGAUUGAUGUCACAGGUAAUGAAUCUGGAUUUAAUGCAGACACUGUGCCAGGCUGCACUGGCCAUGACAAUACUGAUGAAAUACUGGCGGAAUUACUGUCCCCUACUUCGACUGUCACUUCCUUGGAGGCUGCAAAGAGCGAAGAUGAGUGUAUGUACAUGGAGAUGGUGCACAGCAGCGUGACAACAGCCGUGCCCAGUGAGAACACCAGUGUGCCACAGACAGCAGUGACAAGUGAGGACCACAAUUACUACAGUCCUGUCAAGGACACUAAUUCAGAGCUUGAUGCAAUAAACAAACGCAGUGUGAAAAAACUUUCUUUUGAAAGUCCUACAAGAGAUGAUAUCCUCGAAGACCUGUUCUCCAUUUCGGCACCAAGCUCAAUGGCAGGUGACAUAGAUUUACCUCAUUUUGAUGAAACUCUGUUUGAAACUUGGUAAAUACUCAGUUUCUUGGGUUUAAAUAUUUUUUCAGUAUUAUGUAUAUUUUGAAAGAAAGCACUACUAAAUUAUAUUUUAUAACUAGUUUAAUUGCACACUGGUUGUACUUGAACAAUGUACAUUUGAGGGUUUUUUUUCCUUAAUAUUUUAUUGUAACAAGCAAAUCAGGGUUUAAUGAAUUUUAUUUUUUUUUGAGAAGCAUUAUUUUAGCUGUCAGAUAUGAUGAUGAUUUUUAAUUAAAAGCUCCUAUGAGUCUUAAUUUUUGCUGCUUUUAAUAUGAAAAACUUCCAUACUCUAGUGAGUUUGAGUUCUGUACUCUUGAUGAUGUAAUGGUGUAAGAAAUACUUUUUUUGUAGUAGUGAUUUUCCACUCAACUCCUGAAGUUAUUUUGUCCAACAUUUAAAAAAUUUAAGUACCUUCUGUAAUUUGGGAAUUUUGCAUCCUCUUAUAUGAAGAUCAUUUGUACAUUAUAAACUUUAGGCUGGUAUUCAAUUCCUUACAGAAUCACUGUUCUACAAGCUUAUGCUGAUGUAUACACCCCUUGGAUCCAAGAAAAGAUGGAUAUAUGGUAGAAAUUUUCCUAUUUAAAGUUACAGCACCUACUGAGUUUUCAUCCUGGGCAACUGCAAAUGUAACUUGAUAGAAUAUCUUCUGAGCCAGGUUUUUUUUAAAGUAGAAUUAGUAAGAUUCAGUCCAGAGUUUGCAUCACUAAGAAGGAAUAUCAGAUGUACUCGUUAGUUUUUCAUAGCUGCAAAAACAAUUAAUAAAAGAAAGGUUUUUAGAAUUAAUUUAACUGGAAGUUAAUGCCUAUUACUGUUGUCACUUGGAGUUUUUCAUGACUCAGGCAGUGCACCCCUGACCGUAUGUGAGAUGCCAAGGAGAGGCAAAGGUCAGUAGGAAGAAAGUAAUGGAAAAACUUGGCAAGACAGCAGUGAGUAAGCAGGGGGAUUCACACCUUGGUGUUUCUGGAUUUGUAUAGGUUUCAUUUUGCUAGAUUGGAGUCUUUUUUAAAUGCGUAGACACAAAGAUGAGGGUAUUAUAUGCCAAGUUAGAUUAGCUGUACAUUUUUCUUGUUCUUGGAAAUAAGGAUUUUAUUAGCAAGUCUUUAUAUCAGGCAUGUUUAGAGGUGUCCUCCAUUUUUUCAUUGUUUUAGAUCCCAAGUUCAAAACAUUAAAUGCUCAUUCUUAAUUUUCCAAUAAAUGCAGUUGAACAUAAUGUUUUUGUAAGGCAUGGCUACAGAUCUAAUGGUUUUAGGAUUGCUUGAACUAGGUUUAAAAAGUGUUGGAAAAACUAUCAUUGGCCCUGAAUGCACCGUGUCAACUUAUUUCUGCUGUAAUUGGGUACAUUGUUAUCAAACUGGUACUUCAGGCAGUGAAUGUUUCAUUUUUGAAAUUUAAGUUAUUGUGAAGAAGAACUUGAGCUUCUUUGUUUUAAAUACUGCAAUUGGUAAUCUUACAAUGCAAAACACAAAGUACAAUUCAGAAUGGAUUCUGAAUGUUAAGGGCUGGUGUACUGCUUGUGAAAUGUUUGCCCGUUUGUGAAUUCCCUAAUUAAAACAAACAAACAAAAAAAA